Messenger RNA from Hippoglossus stenolepis (Pacific halibut), 3183 nucleotides. RefSeq names its product semaphorin 7A (gene sema7a). NCBI's taxonomy places the organism in Eukaryota, Metazoa, Chordata, Actinopteri, Pleuronectiformes, Pleuronectidae. Gene Ontology annotation, biological process: neural crest cell migration; regulation of inflammatory response; semaphorin-plexin signaling pathway. Gene Ontology annotation, molecular function: chemorepellent activity; semaphorin receptor binding; integrin binding. The transcript is spliced from 14 exons. The record is from RefSeq and is a predicted model, not a curated record. The coding region runs from base 254 to 2221 and encodes 655 amino acids.
CUGCAGGAGCAUCCUCACUGUUUUGGGCUCAUUCCACGGACUGCGGACGGCUAUUCUAACUCUAGUGUUUUGCGAUGUGAUUUUAAUUUCUUUGGAGGAUUUCUUUUUGCUGGACGUUAAAACAGCACAUUUGUCUGCACAGUCGAUCAGGGAAGGAGAGCUCCGGGACGCAGGGGAUAGUAUCACGAUAGUUUGAUCACAGUUCAUUCCCCGAGGUGGAGAAAUAAUACACGCUCGUGAUCUAAAACGCAAGAUGAGGCGGUUUGUUGUAAUAUACAUUUGGCUCGCGAGGGAUUUUCUGCUCGUCCUGAGUGUUGGUAUGAAGGACGCACCGAGGCUUGGGUCCAAAAACACUCCAAGGCUUCUGAGCAAAGGUACAGUCGGAGGUGGAUUUGAAUACCAAGAACAGCAGAAACACAGUGUCCUCUACUAUCACGAGGACUCUGCGGACAUGUAUGUGGGAGGCACUGACUUUGUGUUAAAACUAGACAUGGAUGACAAUAACAUCAAAGAGAAAUUCCUUCUGAAAACAUCAGGCCAAAAGAUGUGCCAAGAGGGCUCCUGUGAAAACGUCAUCACGGUUAUUGAGAUGUUUCAGGACAGCAUGUUUGUCUGUGGAACGAAUGGACUCAAACCACAGUGCUGGAAACUAUUUUCAUCAGUGAACAAUCAAUCUCACGAAAUAGUGGAGAGUUAUGAGGGAACGGGGAUCUCUCCACCUGUGUACACCCAAAAUUCCCUGUCCCUCACAGUCGACGGGGAUCUCUACGCUGCAGCUUCUGUGGAUACCGAUAGAAGUUCAUUACAAUUCAGAAGGAAAGCUGGCAAAAGAGCUAAUGUCUGGAUGUAUGACAACUGGGUGUCAGAGCCCACGUUCAUCUCUGCCUCCUGGGUGAAGCAAAUUGAAGACCCAGACCAAGAGAAGAUUUACAUCUUUUUCCGGGAAAAGAACUCGGACCACAGCCCAGAGGCUGACCCCUGGAUAUCUAGGGUCGCCAGAGUUUGCAAGGUGGAUGAAGGCGGAUCCAAAAGAUUCUUCCAGAACAUGUGGACAUCUUUCCUGAAGGCCCGUCUCGUCUGUGGGUUUCCAGACGAGUCUCUGUAUUUCAACCGUCUCCUUGACAUUUUUGUGAUUCACGCUGACGACUGGCGCAACACCAGAGUCUACGCGCUUUUCUCAAGCAGCUGGAACUCAACAGCAGUUUGCAUCUACUCCAUGGGACAGAUUGAAGAAAUAUUUGAGAACUCAACUUUCAAAGGCUACGACAAAGACAUUCCCAAACCAAGGCCAGGAACAUGUGUGAAAAACAGCAAGAGUCUGCCACUGCCCACAGUCAAAAUGGUGAAGGACUACCCGGAGAUGACUGACUGGGUUCACUCUGUGCAAUACACAGCUCCAUUUUAUAUCAGCAGAAACAACUACACCAAGUUAGCAGUGGACCAAGUUCAAGCCGUGGACCAGCACAAGUAUAACGUCCUGCUUCUAGCCACGGACUCCGGAAAGGUCCAUAAAAUCCUUGAGGCUGGAUCUGAAGCUUUUAUCAUCUCAGAAACACAACUCUCCAACAGUUCAACUGUACAAUCAAUGAAACUUGACUCCAAAAAGAAAAAGUUAGUCGUGGGGUUUUCAGAGAAAAUCUCCAUCAUGGACCUGCAGAGGUGUCAGCAGUACAACAGCUCCUGUGCUGAAUGUGUAUUGGCCCGGGACCCUUACUGUGCCUGGACCCAGUUUGGAUGCAACUCGACUGUUCAUGGAGGCAUUCAAAAUAUCAUGAAUGGACAAACAACUGUCUGCUCUGAAUCCUUAGAAGAACCGAUGAAAGUAAACCGGACCAAACGGGAUAUAGAUUCAUCACCGGAGAAUUUGAGAGCAGUUCAUUCAGUUCCCCUGGGUGUCCCCUUCUACCUGUCGUGCCCCAUAGACUCUUACCACGCUGUCUACACCUGGGAGCACAGAGGCCAGAGCAGCCCGUGUCUGCAGAUGCAGUCUAACUGCCUGCACCUCAUCCCUGCCAUGGCACAAGAGAACUACGGCGCCUACGAGUGUGUUUCCAAAGAGAAAGACUACACAAAAGUGGUGAAAAAAUAUCACCUUACGGAGCAACUGAUCGCAGACACAAAGAUGGGGAGCGAUAGCUCUCAUGACAUAAAUGAUGCAUCGGCUGCUGUGUCACAGACAGUACUGAUCAUUCUAGGACUGGCUGUAGAAAUGUUGCACUAAUUAGUUUUUAUUCUAUCAGCAGAGCUCAGGAAAAUGUCAUAUUCCUGUGUGAAUUUCCUCUGUGCCCCCUUUAGGGAAGUAAAUGUUAAAUAGUCUGUAUUUGCUUUUCUAGUCUUGAUGACCACUCAAAGCGCUUUACAGAACAUAUUUCCCUUCACCCAGUCACACUGUGCAUCUAUGGGCAGCACCUUCUCUAUGAGAAGGGUGCAACUUCCAGGGGCAAUUUGAGGUUUAGUAUCUUGCCCAAGGACACUUCGGCAUGCGGAAGACUGGGAUCCAACUGACGAAUUUCUGGUUAAAGGACAACGCUUUCUACCCGUUGAGCCACAGCGGCCCAAAGGGUGGAGGCAACCAGACAUUUCCACAUAAUGUCCCUGUUUUGCUCAACCCCUCCCACUGUUUUAAGCUUUAUAUAAAGAUGGGUGAGUCAUCUCUACUUCCUCCCACUAUCCAGAAAUAAAGCUAAAAUAUAUCCCGGUAACGCUUUUAGAGCUGUAGAGAUGAAGGAAGGGAGAUGAAUCAGGAAGGUCCCGUCGCUACAUGUGCUUGAGCAAUCGUGAGUCAGUCACAGCUGUCAAUCAUGAUGUUUUUUAUAGCAUCAAAUAACUAAUUAAGAGCAGACUUACUGGAAAAUGAUCACUUGAGAUAAUAACUACAUAAAAUGACAGGAACAAUUUGUAAUAAUUGGUCCAUUUGCCAUCCACUAACAUGGAGGAGGAAAGAUUUAUGACAGCAGCCAACCACCAGGUGGUGAUCAGGACACUUUGGCUUUACUUCACGGGAGCCUUCAUGUCGUCCAUCAUCAUACAGUCUAUGGUUUUAACAGUCAGUGUCAGCGAGCUGCUUGAAAAAUGUACACCUCCUUCUGGAAGGCACUUUGUUUCACUUUCCACAUCAACUUUGGCCAAAACAUGUAAAUGUCACUGAGUUCUAUUAAAAUACAGAAACAGGGAUCAACAUUA